AAAACUAUUUCAACUCUAAUCCUUUGGUGAAAAGAACUGAAGUCAUGAUUACUUCAUGGUUUCUCUCUGCUGUCACUUUUGUGCUUCUCAUUAAAGAAAGUGGAGCCUGGUCUUACAACGCCUCCACGGAAAGCAUGACUUAUGAUGAGGCCAGUACUUAUUGUCAGCAAAGGUACACACAUCUGGUUGCAAUUCAAAACAAAGAAGAGAUCAAGUACCUGAACUCCAUAAUGAGCUACGCACCAAGUUAUUACUGGAUUGGAAUCAGAAAGGUCAACAACGUGUGGGUCUGGGUAGGCACCCAGAAGCCUCUGACAGAAGAAGCCAAAAACUGGGCUCCAGGUGAGCCGAACAAUAAGCAAAAUGACGAGGACUGCGUAGAGAUCUACAUCAAGAGAGGCAAAGAUGAGGGCAUGUGGAAUGACGAGAGAUGCAGCAAAAAGAAACUUGCCUUGUGCUACACAGGUAGGGAGUUUGCGGCAGCAGUGGGCGGUAGGUUCAGUGUGUGGGCAUCUUGACAAAUUUACAGUAUGCAACAAUUGGUAUCUAUUGUGGUAAGUUAAUGUUCUAAAAGAUACGAUUCUAAAACAUUCUGUUUAACUGCUAUAGUAUUUCUUUUUGCUUCUUUGUGUGAAUGUAGGCAAGAAUGUGUGUACAUAUGCAUACAUGUAUGCAUAUAUAUAUGUAGUUCUGUACAUAAAUAGAAUGCAUGUACACACAUAAAUCCAAAUUUUAGUUACUUGCUUAUUUGUGGUAAGGGAACUGUCUUCAGAGUUUGUGGUAAAGUGAACUUUUCAUGCUUGGUGCCAGCUGUAGCUACACUCCAGAUGUACAGACAUUAAUAUCAAGGCUUAAAAUAGAUGAGCCUGAAACUCAGA
Molecule: messenger RNA, 878 nt
Organism: Galeopterus variegatus (Sunda flying lemur)
Lineage: Eukaryota; Metazoa; Chordata; Mammalia; Dermoptera; Cynocephalidae
Product: E-selectin-like
Exons: 2
Source: RefSeq, a predicted model, not a curated record